Molecule: messenger RNA, 2699 nt
Organism: Salvelinus fontinalis (brook trout)
Lineage: Eukaryota; Metazoa; Chordata; Actinopteri; Salmoniformes; Salmonidae
Product: protein C-ets-1-like
Exons: 8
Coding region: 66-1235 (389 amino acids)
Biological process (GO): regulation of transcription by RNA polymerase II; cell differentiation
Cellular component (GO): nucleus
Molecular function (GO): sequence-specific DNA binding; DNA-binding transcription factor activity, RNA polymerase II-specific
Source: RefSeq, a predicted model, not a curated record
AAGUCCUCUCCUCCCUCCUCUGGAUCACUUUCGUCCACCUGAUCCCUCGUUCCAAAGACCUAAGGAUGGACUGGAGCGCUUACGACUCUCUGGAUGUACCUCCUCUCACCCCCACCAGUAAGGAGGUCCUGAGCCAGGCGAUAAGGGCCACCUUCGCUGGCUUCGCCCAGGAGAGCAGCCGUAUGCACUUCCCACAAGACCCUAAACUGUGGUCAGAUUGGGAGGUGAACCACUGGUUAGACUGGUGCCAGGCUGAGUUCGGCCUCCAAAGCCUGGGCUCGGAUUGGAGAGGGCUGCCUGGGAGUGAGCUCUGUACCCUGGACAGAGAGGCCUUCCUGGACCUGAGCUCUGACUACACAGCGGGAGAGAUCCUCUGGGAACAUCUGGAAACUAUGCGCAGAGAUUGUGAAUAUGAUCAUGGUUCCUCUCCAGUCCUUUGCACGUUGAAUUCUCUCUGCCAGUCGCAAACUAACCAAGACAGUUACGUGGACCAUGUGCAGCUCAUGGACAAGCAGAAUCACCAUGGUCAGUUCUCCCAUCUCCCAACAGAACCCCCACAGCUUCUGACCCUUGACACUGUGCGAUAUCAGGACUACCACCGGGUCAUACAGGAAGGACCAUACAGAAACCACCUGUCCUCUGUCCCUCUGCUCCGAGACCUUGACAGGACAGAUUGUGAUUCUGAGUUUGGGACCCUGCAUUAUGAGGACACGGACAUCACCGCUUCCCUGUCCUUGACUAGGCCAAUGCAGGAUUUAGACAAGGGUGUGGAAGAGUCCAUCUCUGAGGACCCCUUCAAUUUGCCACCCCCACACAGGAGCUUCAAAGAGUUUAUAGGGGACAAGACUGAUCUGGGUAGAGCGGUGGUUCCGGCAGGCAUUCUGUCUGCUUAUACUGGCAGCGGUCCCAUUCAGCUGUGGCAGUUUCUAUUGGAGCUCCUCAUUGACCGCAGCUGUCAAUCAUUCAUAAUUUGGACAGGGGAUGGAUGGGAGUUUAAACUGACAGAUCCUGAUGAGGUGGCCCAGCUAUGGGGCCGGAGGAAGAACAAGCCUAAGAUGAACUACGAGAAGCUGAGUCGAGGCCUGCGCUACUACUACGACAAGAACAUCAUCCACAAGAACGCUGGCAAGCGCUACGUCUACCGCUUCGUCUGUGACCUGCAAGGCCUGCUGGGAUACGAACCCUGGGAACUGCACGCCAUGUUGGAUAUCACGGCCAAAGACGGACAUGAGUGAAAGCGAGGAAUUGGGCGUUUCCUUUAUUCCUCGACCACUUCUAAAAACGCAUUGGAGGAGAAGGUCCGAGGGGAGGAACCGUAGAGAGGAAUGGGAGGAGCCUCAGAUCUUCUCCUUCAGUGAGUUUUGAGGAGGUUGAAGGAUCAAGGAAAUACUUUUGAGAUUCACCUUAUGGUGCAGACGGCGAAGGGUCAAGAGACAGAGACUGUGUUUACAAAAACUUUACCUCUUUAUCAUUUGGUCAUAUGGCAAUCAUUUCUUUGGUCAACUGAAUCAUGAUUGGGGGUAAGCUGUGGGGCUUGUAUGUUUAUAUGUGGUAUGUAUAUAUUCAAUAUAAUUAUUGAAUAUAUGAGAAGAGAAACAUUUUUGUUUAAAUUGUUGUUUAUACAGUGCCUUCAGGAAGUAUUUGUCCCCUUGACUUUUCCCACAUUUUGUUAGUUUACAAGGUGGGUUAAAAACAUUUUGGUCAAUGAUUUACACUAAAUUACUCUGUAAUGUCAAAGUAGAAGAAAUGUUCUAACAUUUGUACAAAAAAAUAAUAUGAAAAAUAAAACCCAUAUCUUGAUUACUUAACUAUUCAACCCCUUAAGUUAGAAUCACCUUUGGCAGAGAUUACAGCUGUAAGUCUCUAAGAGAUGUGAGUCUUUCUGGGUAAGUCUCUAAGAGCUGUAUGUCUUUCUGGGUAAGUCUCUAAGAGCUGUGAGUCUUUCUGGGUAAGUCUAAGAGCUGUAUGUCUUUCUGGGUAAGUCUCUAAGAGCUGUAUGUCUUUCUGGGUAAGUCUCUAAGAGCUGUAUGUCUUUCUGGGUAAGUCUCUAAGAGUUGUAUGUCUUUCUGGGUAAGUCUCUAAGAGCUGUGAGUCUUUCUGGGUAAGUCUCUAAGAGCUGUGAGUCUUUCUGGGUAAGUCUCUAAGAGCUUUGUACCCAUCUACCAAUAGGUGCCCUUUGCGAGUCUUUGGGGUUGAAUCUGUGUUUGAAAUUCACUGCUCGACUGAGGGACCUUACAGAUAAUUGUAUGUGUUGGGUACAGAGAUUAGGUAGGCAUUCAAAAAUCAUGUAAAACACUAUUAUUGCACACAGAGUAAGUUCAUGCAAUUUAUUAUGUGACUUACGUAGAUUUUUACUCCUGAACUAAUUACCGCUUGUCAUAACAAAAGGGUUGACAUUUUAUCUUUUCAUUUUUUUAUUAAUUUGUCAAAAUGUAUUAAAAAACAUCGUUCCACUUUGACAUUACGUGUUAUUGUGUGUAGACCAGUUACAAAAAAAAUCCUAAUUGAAUCCAUUUUAAGUUCAGGCUGUAACAAUAAAAUGUGUAGAAAGUCAAGGGGAGUGAACCCUUUCUGAAGGCAUAUAGGCGCUGUAUAUCUCAGAGAUGUCUUUUAUCAACCAUCUUUAGCAACAUGGAUCUUAUUGGUCAAACGUUUGUCAGUUUUACAGGUUUUAGCAAAUAAAAAGUGGUUAAAAAUCA